Ilex paraguariensis (yerba mate) is the source of this 3578-nucleotide messenger RNA. Lineage: Eukaryota; Viridiplantae; Streptophyta; Magnoliopsida; Aquifoliales; Aquifoliaceae. The record is from the annotation of a GenBank genome assembly.
AUGAUAUUUUCACGCAUAGGUCGUUCUCUCUCUCGCUCCUCUCGCUCUACAUUCCACAGAAUUGCUAUAUCAGGUAACUGUGGCGUAAGGUCAGUGCUUUCUGAUGAAACUGCGUGCACUGCACGCGUUGAUGGUGGAUUAGGGUUUGUGAGGGGUUAUUUAACUUCGAUUGGAGCGGGAAAGCAGAUUAUUUCUAAUACGUAUUUAUUGGAAUUUAAUUCGGUUUUUGCAAAUCCGAGGCUCCGGAGGUUGUUUUGCAGUGAAGCGCCCAAGAAAAGAAACUAUGAGGACUUUUAUCCGAAGAAUAAAAAAGAAAUUCCAAAGGGAAACAAUAAAAAAUCCGAGUCUAAAGAGGACUCAGGUGGAGGUGAUCAAGGAAACUUUCAGCAGAACUCUAUGAAGCAGUAUCAAAAUUUAUUAACACCCAUAUUAUUAAUUGGAUUUGUGCUUUUGUCACUAUUUUCGAAUCCUCAGGAGCAGAACCAGAUUAGUUUCCAAGAGUUCAAGAACAAGCUACUUGAACCUGGUCUGGUGGAUCGCAUUGUUGUUGCCAAUAAAUCAGUUGCGAAGGUCUAUGUAAAGAGCUCAACAACUAGUACAAACAAAACCAAUGAUGAUAUUGUCCAGGGUCCUACUAAUGGUACCAAUACUAGGCGAAAUGUGAGCCACUAUAAGUACUACUUUAAUAUUGGAAGUGUUGACUCCUUUGAGGAGAAGCUGGAGGAAGCCCAGGAGGCAUUAGGAAUAGAUCCUCAUAACCAUGUUCCUGUGACAUAUGUGAAUCAAAUGAAUUGGUAUCAAGAAAUUAUGAGGUUUGCCCCAACAGCAUUACUUCUGGGAUCCCUCCUGUACAUGGGACGCAGAAUGCAGGGUGGAUUAGGUGUUGGUGGUCCUGGUGGAAAGGGUGCUCGUGGGAUAUUCAAUAUAGGAAAAGCACAUGUUACAAAAAUGGACAAGAAUGCCAAAAACAAGGUAUAUUUUAAAGAUGUGGCCGGCUGUGAUGAGGCAAAGCAAGAAAUCAUGGAAUUUGUCCACUUCCUCAAGAAUCCAAAGAAAUACGAGGAAUUGGGAGCAAAAAUCCCAAAAGGCGCUCUUCUUAAUCCAAAGAAAUACGAGGAAUUGGGAGCAAAAAUUCCAAAAGGCGCUCUUCUUGUAGGUCCUCCUGGGACUGGGAAGACACUUCUUGCUAAAGCUACUGCAGGUGAAUCGGAUGUGCCUUUUUUAUCUAUAUCAGGGUCAGAUUUUAUGGAAAUGUUUGUUGGAGUUGGGCCAGCCAGGGUCAGGAGCUUAUUUCAAGAGGCGAGACAAUGUGCACCUAGCAUUGUUUUUAUUGAUGAGAUAGAUGCAAUUGGUCGAGCAAGAGGGCGUGGGGGCUUUUCAGGAGGCCAUGAUGAACGUGAAAGUACUCUAAAUCAGUUGCUUGUAGAAAUGGAUGGAUUUGGAACCACUGCUGGGGUUGUUGUACUUGCUGGGACAAAUAGGCCUGAUAUCUUAGACAAAGCCUUGUUAAGGCCUGGUCGGUUUGAUCGUCAAAUUACCAUUGAUAAGCCUGACAUCAAAGGCCGUGAUCAGAUAUUUCGGAUAUAUCUGAAAAAGUUAAAACUUGAUCAAGAGCCAUCAUUUUACUCCCAGAGGCUUGCUGCUCUAACUCCUGGAUUUGCUGGAGCAGACAUUGCAAACGUUUGUAAUGAAGCUGCUUUGAUUGCUGCAAGAACUGAGAGUACACUGAUUACAAUGGAACAUUUUGAGGCAGCGAUAGAUAGAGUCAUUGGAGGUUUGGAGAAAAAGAACAAGGUUAUAAGCAAGCUAGAAAGGCGGACGGUGGCGUACCAUGAGUCAGGCCAUGCUGUUGCUGGUUGGUUUCUGGAACAUACAGAACCACUGCUGAAAGUGACAAUUGUUCCUCGUGGAACUGCAGCUCUUGGUUUUGCUCAGUAUGUUCCCAAUGAAAACCUUUUGAUGACCAAAGAGCAGCUCUUUGAUAUGACAUGCAUGACCCUUGGUGGUCGAGCAGCGGAGCAGGUUUUGGUGGGAAAGAUCUCUACUGGAGCACAAAAUGACUUGGAGAAAGUCACCAAGAUGACCUAUGCCCAAGUGGCAGUCUAUGGUUUCAGUGAUAAGGUAGGUCUUCUGUCUUUCCCCCAAAGGGAUGAUGCGAUGGAGAUGACCAAGCCCUACAGCAGCAAGACUGCUGCAAUUAUUGACAAUGAAAUUAGUUUCCAAGAGUUCAAGAACAAGCUACUUGAACCUGGUCUGGUGGAUCGCAUUGUUGUUGCCAAUAAAUCAGUUGCGAAGGUCUAUGUAAAGAGCUCAACAACUAGUACAAACAAAACCAAUGAUGAUAUUGUCCAGGGUCCUACUAAUGGUACCAAUACUAGGCGAAAUGUGAGCCACUAUAAGUACUACUUUAAUAUUGGAAGUGUUGACUCCUUUGAGGAGAAGCUGGAGGAAGCCCAGGAGGCAUUAGGAAUAGAUCCUCAUAACCAUGUUCCUGUGACAUAUGUGAAUCAAAUGAAUUGGUAUCAAGAAAUUAUGAGGUUUGCCCCAACAGCAUUACUUCUGGGAUCCCUCCUGUACAUGGGACGCAGAAUGCAGGGUGGAUUAGGUGUUGGUGGUCCUGGUGGAAAGGGUGCUCGUGGGAUAUUCAAUAUAGGAAAAGCACAUGUUACAAAAAUGGACAAGAAUGCCAAAAACAAGGUUUUGGUGGGAAAGAUCUCUACUGGAGCACAAAAUGACUUGGAGAAAGUCACCAAGAUGACCUAUGCCCAAGUGGCAGUCUAUGGUUUCAGUGAUAAGGUAGGUCUUCUGUCUUUCCCCCAAAGGGAUGAUGCGAUGGAGAUGACCAAGCCCUACAGCAGCAAGACUGCUGCAAUUAUUGACAAUGAAGUAAGAGAAUGGGUGGCUAAGGCAUAUGAACGUACAGUACAGCUGAUAGAGGAACACAAAGAGCAAGUAGCUCAGAUUGCAGAGUUGUUGCUCGAGAAGGAGGUCCUUCAUCAAGAAGAUUUAGUUCGAGUACUAGGUGAACGUCCUUUUAAAAGUGAUGAGACCACAAACUAUGAUAGGUUCAAGCAAGGAUUUCAAGAAGAGGACAAGGAAAUGAAAGACACCACCGAUGGCAAGACCUUAGAGGAUGAUGGCUCAUCACCCUUGGAACCUGAUGUGGUGCCCGCAUAGUAACUCAGAAAGGAUUCUGGUUUGUAUAAAUAAGUUGCAUUUGAAUUGAUUUUGUUCAUUGCUGCUUCCUUUAUUAAAUUGUAAAAAGCAUCACUUCUGCUACUAACAAGGCAUAGUUUUUGCUUUUGACGAGCAUUCAUUGAUCACUGUCCUAAUAUCAGUCUGAUGUAUUUAUCUUAAUAUGAAUUAAACCACAUAGCCAAGACACUGGGGGAUCUGAAAUGGUUACCUUGAUGUGUAGAGGUUGUAGACAACUCUCUUAGACAGGUUUAGCAUCUAUAAUCUCUUGUUUUUUUCAUAUCUAUUUGGCAGUCACAUAUUGCUCUGGAUAUGAUUGGUAAAGGCCACAUGGUAUCAAAUGGAAGAAAGCUACUUGGCGGCUAUUACAUUGGUUUAUUGAG